AUGUGCUCCCCAGGAAACAACUUAAGUAGCGAUGGGCACGGCCUGAUUGGAAGACAAGAAUCGAUCAGCUCCCAAAAUAGUUUACAUACUGGCAGUAAUUCUGUCGAUGAUCCUUUUAAACCAAGUCAUUCAUCAUCUUCACGGCUAAUGGGUUCAGGAAAUCAUUCCCAGAAUAGUUUGGAAGAAUUUGCAACAUCAUCUUUGAAACCAGCAAGUUCUUAUAAAAACCUUAAGGAUGCUGCACAAGAAACAAUUGAAGAGCUUCGUGCAGAAGCUAAGAUGUGGGAGAGGAAUGCCUGCAAGCUCAUGCUCGAUUUGGAUAUUCUGAGGAAGGAAUUCUCCGAUCAUUCCAAAAACCAAGAAAAUCUAAGCAUGGAGCUUUCAACAGCAAAUGCAGGACGUGAUGGUUUGAAGAAAGAAGUACAACAAUUGAAAUUUUCACCGGAGAAGCCAGUGGGGCAACAAAUAGCAAACAAGGAUUCAUACUUUCGAGAUGAAGGUGUAUCCAAUAUUCAAAAGGAUUAUCCAACAAAUAGCAAACAAAGAAUUCCAUGGUGGGAGGCACUCCUUUUGAUCUUCUACCCCAUGAGCUUUAAGAUAAAUCUUUUACCAGCUUUGAGUCUGAAGUCAACAAACAUAUAUCCCAUACACACCUUCUGGUUCAGGGAGACUGUAGAUAAUGAUGAUCUUUCAAUUCAAGAACUUGAACGUCUGAAUAUGGAAAUGGAAGUUAAAGUCACAGAACUGGGUAAGGAAUUGACUCAAAAAAAUUCUGAGAUUGCAAUACUGGAGUCUAAUUUGAAGUCUAAAGAAGAGGAGAUUGGAGUACUUAGACAGUGUUGGAGCGAAUUAGAGGCUAAGGUCUCUAAUCUCCAAAUGGAAAAAAUCCAGCUAGAGGAACAAAUGGGAGACAUGCAGAGAGAAAGUGAUAUCACGUCUAAAUGCUUGGAUGAUUUGCGAAAUGAUUUAAUGGCACUCAGCCGCAGCUUGGAUUCCCACGUUUCUGCCAAUAAGAUUCUUGAAAGAAAAUCUUCAGAGCUAGAACAUGGAAAAUAUGAACUGGAGUUCCGCGUAUCAGAUCAUAAACAAGAAAAUGUACAGUUGUCAGCGCAGAUAUCUGGUUUGGAAGAUCAACUAAGAUAUUUGACAGAUGAGAGGGAGUCCAAUCAAUUGGAAUUAGAGAAUUCAAAAUCUCAUGCUCAAAGCCUCCAAGAUGAGAUCACUAGAAUAAUAAUUGAGAUAGAUUCUGAAAAGGUAGGUAUGAAAGAAAAGUUAGAGGACAUGCAACACCGGAGGUCAGAAGCUCAAGAAGAAUGUGAAGAUCUUAAAAGAGCCAAUGCAAAGUUAAAAGCUACAGCCGAGAGUCUCAUCGAAGAAUGCAAUGCUCUUCAGAAAUCAAAUGGAGAGUUGAGGAAGCAAAAAUUGGAGUUGAACAAGACUUGCUCGCUCUUGGAGGAAAAGUUAAGAGAAUCAGAGAGAAAUUUUGCAGAUUGCUCCAAAAGAUUUGAAAUCUUAGAAGAAAAUCUGUCUUCAAUGCAGGAAGAAAUUGCCUCAAAAGAGAAAAGCCUUACUUAA
Messenger RNA from Alnus glutinosa, 1575 nucleotides. RefSeq lists its product as uncharacterized. Bases 1 to 1575 code for a protein of 524 amino acids. The record is from RefSeq and is a predicted model, not a curated record. NCBI's taxonomy places the organism in Eukaryota, Viridiplantae, Streptophyta, Magnoliopsida, Fagales, Betulaceae. The transcript has a single exon.